This is a messenger RNA of Astyanax mexicanus (Mexican tetra), 7559 nucleotides long. RefSeq names its product pantothenate kinase 1a (gene pank1a). Gene Ontology annotation, biological process: coenzyme A biosynthetic process. The coding region runs from base 1209 to 2285 and encodes 358 amino acids. Gene Ontology annotation, cellular component: cytosol; nucleus. Gene Ontology annotation, molecular function: pantothenate kinase activity; ATP binding. The record is from RefSeq and is a predicted model, not a curated record. The transcript has 7 exons. NCBI's taxonomy places the organism in Eukaryota, Metazoa, Chordata, Actinopteri, Characiformes, Acestrorhamphidae.
CAUUACAUUACAUUACAUUACAUUUGGCAGACGCUUUUGUCCAAAGCGACUUACAAUAGUCAAGUACAAUGUAAAAUGAGUUUAAAGGUAAAACAUCUUUGGAUAGGGAUAAAAGGAGGUCAAAUGGGAAUAAUAGGAUAGAGGGGAAGAAGGAAAUGAGGUUAGAAGUAGUUAGUGUGUUAGAGGUGUUAAGAGAGUAAGUGCUCUUUGAAGAGCUCUGUCUUCAGGAGUUUCUUAAAGAUAGCGAGUGAUUCUCCUGAUCUGGUAGUGGAAGGUAGUUUGUUACACCAUGGGGGAACUCUGUAUGAGAACAGUCUGGAUUGCUUUGUGUGGAUGUUUGGCAAAGCGAGGCGACGUUCACUGGAGGAGCGCAGCGGCCGGGAGGUAGCGUAAGCCUUCAGGAGCGAGUGCAGGUAGGAAGGAGCCUGUUCUGUCAUCACCUUGUAGGCGAUUGUAAGAGCUUUGAAUUUGAUGCGAGCAUCAACUGGUAGCCAAUGGAGCUCAAUGAGCAGCGGGGUGACAUAUGCCCGUUUUGGCUGGUUGAAGACCAGACGUGCUGCUGCGUUCUGUAUCAUCUGGAGUGGUUUUACUACACAGGCCGGGAGGCCAGUUAGCAGGGCAUUGCAGUAGUCGAGGCGUGAGAUGACGACCGCUUGCACCAGGAGUUGGGUGGCCUGUUGCGUCAAGAACGGUCUAAUUUUUCGGAUGUUAUAGAGCGCAAAGCGGCAGGACCGAGCAACUGAGGCCACAUGGUGCGUGAAGGAGAGUUGGUCAUCAACCAGAACACCCAGGUUCCUAGCAACCUUUGUCGGUGAGAGAGAGAGAGAGAGAGUCGAUACUUAUAGAGAAGUUGUGUUGAAAAGAUGGUUUUGCUGGUAUGACCAGAAGUUCAGUCUUUGAGAGAUUUAAUUGAAGGUGAUGCUCCUUCAUCCAUGAGGAUAUGUCAGAGAGACACUGCGAUAUCCGUGCAGAGAUUGAGUGAUCUUCAGGUGAGAAUGACAGGUAUAGCUGGGUGUCAUCAGCAAAGCAAUGGUAGGAAAAUCCGUGUGAGCGGACAACCUGACCAAGAGAGGUGGUGUAUAUGGAGAAGAGAAGGGGUCCCAUUACCGAACCUUGGGGAACCCCAGUGGAUAAGGAGCGGGCUGAGGACAGCUGUCCUUGCCACGACACCUUGAACGAGCGCCCAGUGAGCCUUCCCCUGGUUUGGCAUGGACAUCGGUGGCACCUUGGUCAAGCUGGUCUACUUCGAGCCCAAGGACAUCACGGCAGAGGAGGAGCAGGAGGAGGUGGAGAACCUGAAGAGCAUCCGCCGCUACCUCACCUCCAACACGGCCUACGGCAAGACGGGCGUGCGGGACGUUCACCUGGAGCUUCGCAACCUCCGAAUCUGCGGCCGCACGGGAACCCUGCACUUCAUCCGCUUCCCCACAGCAGCCAUGCACCGCUUCAUCCAGAUGGGCCGGGACAAGAACUUCUCCAGCCUGCACACCACACUCUGUGCCACAGGGGGCGGAGCCUAUAAGUUUGAGAACGAUUUCAGGACGAUGGCUGACCUGGAGCUGCUGAAGCUGGACGAGUUGGACUGCCUCAUCCAUGGUCUGCUCUAUGUGGACUCUGUGGGCUUUAAUGGCCACCCAGAGUGUUAUUACUUCGAGAACCCAUCCGAUACACACAACUGCAUUAAGCGGCCCUGCUGCCUGGAUAACCCUUUUCCCAUGCUGCUGGUCAACAUUGGCUCAGGGGUCAGCAUCCUGGCUGUUUACUCGCAGGACAACUAUAAACGGGUCACAGGAACUAGUUUGGGUGGAGGGACGUUUCUGGGGCUGUGCUGUUUGCUGACGGGCUGCGAGACGUUUGAGGAGGCUCUGGAAAUGGCCAGUAAAGGGGACAGCACUAAUGCGGACAAACUGGUUCGGGACAUCUACGGAGGAGACUACCAGCGCUUCGGCCUGCAGGGCUCAGCCGUGGCUUCCAGUUUUGGUCACAUGAUGAGUAAGGAGAAGAGGGACAGCAUCUCCAAAGAAGAUCUAGCCCGAGCGACGCUGGUCACAAUCACCAAUAACAUCGGCUCCAUCGCUCGCAUGUGCGCCGUCAAUGAGAAAAUCGAGAGAGUGGUGUUUGUGGGGAAUUUCUUGAGGAUAAACACGGUGUCGACGAAGCUGCUGGCCUAUGCAAUGGACUUCUGGUCCAGGGGACAACUGAGGGCUCUCUUCCUGGAGCAUGAGGGAUACUUUGGAGCGGUCGGUGCAUUCCUGGAGCUCCUGAAGUCGCCCGAGGACCCCUGAGGAAGGGGGAAACCCUCUGCGUGAAGUUUCAAAAGAAGCUGCUGAAAGGUUUUUAUGUGAACCACACCCCCUUCCCCCAACAGGAAUAUAGGAAUUCUGGGAACUACUGGGCGAAGUCCGUUGGGAGAAGCCAUCAUUAAUUUAAAGAACCCUUAAAUCCUGGCCUUUUAUCCUUUUAUUGUAAGAUAAGAUGUUUUUACGAGUAAUUUAGACUCUCUCAGACUAAUAUUUGUGUGCUUUGAGAGGUUUAUUUGUUCUCCGGAUGUUUUAUAAUGUAUAUAAAUGUGUAUAUUGUGUCUAGAGAGAAUUUACUGAUGGCCAAAUCCUGCUGUGAUGAAACCUCCUCCCUCUUUAUGACUGUAUCUAGACCGCGAGCCUCGCUGCACAGAACAAAACCAGUUUUUUUAUUUUUGCUUGCCCUUUUUUUUUUUUUUUUUUUUUUGUUAUUAUUUCAUUUUUUAAUCUCCUGGCAUGUGAUCAUUUCAUGUGGUCCAAACUGGAGUUGAACACUACUACCCAAGGUGUUCGAGUUCAAUGCUCAGGUUUAUGUAUAUAAAUAAGAUUUAAUGUGUAAAAUGUAAUUAUCACAGGUCUGAUUACAUUGGAAUUAAAACCAAUAAUUUAAAAAUAGAGAUGCACAACAGUAUCAAUAUCAUUUCAACAUUAUUUAGAAUCCAAAUCUAUAAUUGUAGAUUUGAUUUCUGCUUUUUAUGCAUUUUUAUGUGUCAUAUCUGUAUCAACAAAAUCGAACAUAAAAAUAUCAGAUAACACCUUUAGAAUUUUCAUAUCUGUACAUCUUUGAUUUAAACUGAACCUUUUGUCCUAUUUGUAGUCCCAUUUAUUGUCAUUAGGUUUGGGCGUAGUGUACACUUCAUGUUUUCAAAAGGGCUUCUUUUAGAGUUCUCAAGUAAAAUAACUUCUGGUUCUAAAUGGAACCCUGACAACCCUAAAAAAAAAAAAACAUAAAAAUCCAUUAGUGGUUCCUCUCAGUGGUGGAAAACAGCAAAAGACCCCUUUAGCUUAAAGAGUUUAGUUUAGUAUAAAAUUAUUGGCUGAAACAAGGUGUUUUUAUCAAUUUUAUCAGAUUAUUGCUUCUUUUUUUGUUUUUGGACAAGUUUAGUAUCAAAUUAUUAUUUAAUAUGAUAAACUGGGACCUAUGGCCACCUCAGUAAGGAAUACGGUCUUUUUUUUUUCUUCUUUCUUUUUUUUGAGCUUUUUUUCUUUGUACUUUUUCUACCCUUCACUUUUCACACUUUCACAUAAUUCACAAACAAGACGUUUGAUUCACAGUGUCAAAUUAUUAAUUCGAGUUACUAGAAACUGAUCUGGUUAGAUGCCACACACAACGCCUUAGGUUUUAUUUUAUUUUAUUUUUUUUUAGAUGAAAGCAGAUGAAAUCUGACCAUGUGUCCACUAGGGCUGCACAGAUGCUAUUUUUCGCACUAUAAGGUGCAGUAUCAGUGAACGUCUAUUUUCUGAUCUAUUUUUGUACAUACAGUGCACAGGAUUAUUAAGUGGAUUUUAAGAGACACUAUAAGAAACUUGUAAUUUAGCAAGGCUUGCCGCUGGGUUGUUAGGGAGGGGAGGGGGGCGAGCAAACGAAGUUAAAUAAAGCUAAGCAAAGUAAACAAAGCUGUAAUUUAAAAAGACUUUUAAAGUCAAAAAACGAGAGCUGGAUGUUAAUCUACACAGAUUUUUCUCCUGAAAACUGUUUUUUGGGCGAGUAAAGCUUCUGCUUCCAUUUAUUUACAGUAACCUUAGAUUACCAAUAUUUUCAAGCACUAAGGCUGGAGCAUUAGCACUAGCGGCUAACCACUCCAGCAGUGCUAGCCGGGGUUAGGGCAGUCUACACGCCGAUAAUACUCACCUCUGAACAGUGAAAGAGCUAACGUGCUUAGCAUAUAAUGCUAAUGCUGCUCCAGCAGUGCUGGAUGGGGUUAGCAGCAGGGAACAGGAAAAUAGCGGUUAGUGGCUAAUGAUAGUGCUACUCCAGCUACUCCAGUAUUUAAGCACAAAUUUUCAACCAGACAUGCUGUUCUGUUCCCCCGUCUGCUCUGCCAAACACACACUCACAGCAUAGAUUUGCUGCUGUUGUUGGCUUUCACACCAUUUAAUCAGACAUCUGUAACUUCUGUUUUAACUCAAGUAAAAAAACAGCUUUCGAUUUCUCAAACUCAACCAGAGCUGCUGCUGAAUGUGAGAAUGAGUCUUUAAGGGAAGCAGACUCAUCCUCUUAAUCCAUCAUCAGAAGAUGGCACUAUUGGCACAGGUAUUAAGGUAUCAACAACAAAUCUUGUUCACUUGUGCUACUUUUACCUGCUGUGUGAAUGUUUGAGUUUAAGUUACUGGUCUCCUGCUAAAAGAAGUGAAGGAAAACAUAGCAGUCUGUUUGUGCAGCCCUGAAAAUCAGUAGACACAAAAAUGGUCUUUUUAAGGGAACAGCUUGACCGCAACUUGCUAAUGUGGCUAACUAUGACUACAAGCUAAUAGCCACUAGUUUGCUCAUUUUUAGCCAUUUGCUUUUAUGCAUUGUUAGCAGCGUUAGCAUUUUUGGUGGGACCAAGCUGCCAUUAGUUUUCUUCCAUGUGCUAAAUGCCAUGCUUGCUAAAACACAUUAAACAGUGCUGAAAUGGCUGUCUGAUCUACAGUACACUUCAUUGCCCUUCCUUCCUCUGCCUUUAAUCUGUCACAGACAUUAGAAAGAGCUCUCUGAUCUGGUGUUUUUACUGGUUUAUUGUAGUUUUUGGUAAACUGCAGCCUGAUGGAGAAAAUUUAUUAGAACUGGAUAAACAUUUAACCUGCCGUUGUUUCUUAUUUCUAGUGAAGUGCCAAAGUGUAGGUAAAGCAUUUACAAAAAGGUCUCCGUUUUGGUUCCUAAAUCAGUUUGAGUUGCUUUUUUUAUGCGUGUGUGUUCAGACAGCAAACAACCUGUGAGAACCUAUAAUGUACAACUGUGAUUAAAAUAUCAUUCAGAGAUUCAGUUAAAUCAGAUUUAAACUAGAUCUAAUCACAGGUUUAGUUUCAUGGCCUUUCAUCUGUGUUUCCGACCUGCCCUGUGCUUGUUCUAUUUUUGUUUCUGUUUUAUUUCCUGAUAAUGGUUGCCUUCGCGGUCUCUGUGUUGCCCAUAUCUGCAGUUUUCUUUUUAUUUAUUUCAUUUUUUCUGGAGGUAUUGCUGUAUUCAAAUUGUUUUAAUCCCACUAUAAUGUAAUUUAUUUUUUUCUGUUCUCCUGAAUAAGCUUUUGAUUUUUGUUUUUUGUUUUUUUGUUUUGUAUUCAAUCCGUUUUAUUUAUGUUUUGAGAUUACUCUGGCAUUAUACACACACACACACAAUAUACAGCUCUGGAAAACAUUAAGAGAGCACUUCAGUUUCUGAAUCAGUUUCUCUAAACUUGCUAUUUACAGAGGUAUAAGUUUGAGUAAAAUGAAUAUUGUUUUAUUCUAUAAACUAUGGACAACAUUUCUACCAAAUUCCAAAUAAAAAUAUUGUCAUGUAAAGCAUUUAUUUGCAGAAAACGAGAAAUGGCUAAAAUAACAAAAAUAUGCAGAACUUUCAGACCUCAAAUAAUGCAAACAAACCAGUUCAUAUUCAUAAAGUUUUAAGUGUUCAGCAAUCAAUAUUUGCUGGAACAACCCUGGUUUUUAAUAACAUCUUUGGUUUUCAUGCAUCUUUGCAUGUUCUCCUCCACCAGUCUUACACACUGCUUUUGGAUAACUUAAUGCCACUCCUAGUGCAGAAAUUCAAGCAGUUCAGAUUUAGUUACAUGGCCAUCUUCCUCUUGAUUAUAUUUCAGAGAUUUUCAAUUUGGUAAAAUCAAAGAAACUCAUCAUUUUUAAGUGGUCUCUCUUUUUUUUCCCAGAGCUGUAUAUAUAGAAGUGCUAAGUAGAGAUGGUAACUCUAUCCGACAGACAGGAAGUCUGUUUUCCCCCAUUGCCUUUCACUAUAUGUACAAUUGUUUGUUUGUUUUAUUUAAAUUUUUACGUGAGUUUUCAUAUUGUGUGUUUUGAAUUUGCAUGUGUGCACUUAAGGGACAAAUCUUUGAUAAUGUUAAAUGUGUUCUAUGUUGAAAGAAGUUGACGUUUGGUUGAUCUUACCUUAGCUAGCAUUAAGUGACUGCACUAAAAAUCACUGUUCAUGAUUCAUGAUGGUUCAAUAUUGAAAUUCUUGAUAAUCUUGCUAGUAGGCUUUUGCUGAUCUAAACUGACCUUUCAUAGUCAAGGUGUGUGAAAAUCUGGCCAGCCAAAUAUAAAUAUAUAUAUAUAUAUACACUAUGCUGACCAAGAACCAAGCAAGUUAAUCCAUCAAACUUGAAGAACAACAUAGCCUAUGCAAAAGACGAGCUUUCAAACCAUCUUAACAAGUUUGACCAGCUUGACCAGACUGGGAUUUCUAAGGGAAGCACAUGCUUUUUUGUUCUUGGUUUGUUUCUCCUAUUAUGCUACACCUGACCUAAUGUUGUGUCACUUCAUUGAUGAGAAACCCUGCCCUCAUGAGGAACUGGGGGAUGGAUACUAUGGUAAAGUGGGCCUUUUUAACUGUGUCCUUCCAGUAGUAGUAGGUUAUGCUAGGUUAUGUAUAUUUAAUAUAACAGUGCCAUCUACUGUCAAUUGUUUUAUGUAAUAUCCUCUUAAUAAGAGUGCCUGCUAGUAACAGUAACGUAAAUAUGAAUGUUGUGUCUGAGGGCUAAAAUCAGGUGUAUCUGAAAGUGGCUUAAACAUCAGUUUAGACCAAUAGAAUCAAGGCAAUAACAAGAUAGAUAAAACCAUUGGAAAACUUUCAGAGUUAACAAGAUAGCUUGACUACUCGAACCUCUCUCUGGUCUGGUCUGUUCUGGUCUGAUCAUCUCUCAUUAACCUUAGGUAAGUUCAGUCAGCCAAACUACCAAACUGAUCUAAUCACUGAUGCAACGUUUUAAAAUUAUGCAGAGAGGAACAUUUCUUGGGGAUGUACUUUUUACGAAUUUUUUAAAUCUAUAUAGAAGUUCUGUUGAUUCCUGCUGAAUUUUGAAGAUUACUGACACUGUUUUUCAAUAUUCUCUUCUGGUGUUCUCACUAAUCUGAUCAGCCUUUGUGCUAUUCAACUGUAAAUAAGUGUAAAUAUUUUAAGUCAUUGUUUUUGGCCUUUCAGAACAUGUAACAUGAAGGCAAUGUAUACGGAGUAAGCUUUCCCAAACAAAGUAUAAUCUUUUGGGUUAAAUGGGUACGAUGUGUGUUUUCUUUCAAGAACAAAUUUAAAAGAAAACAACGCAUAAUAAAGAAAUUAACAAAAGGACUAAA